UUUGGGGCAAUAUUUCGAAGAAAAUUUGAAGAUCAAAAAGAAUUGUAUUCUGAAUGAAAUACUUAAUGAAGAAGCUGGAUAUGAUUAUCACUUGGAUCCUAAUUUUGAUUUCGAUAACAGGAAGGUUAAACAGAUUAAGGCUGAUAUUCGUUUAAGUGAGAGAGUUUCAUACAAAUUACGAGAAAAUCGAUUGGAGUCUGUUAAAAUCAACCAAGAAAAUGGAAUUAAGCUAUCUCCAGAACUUGAGGCAAGUCUAGAAAAGAAGUACAACAGUGAUCUCAAGGAAGAAGACUUCUCAGAGAUAUAUGAAGAUGAGUUUGAUGAACUGAGUGAAUUUAGGACAAGUGACUCUGAUAUUUACAGACACACCAAGACUGUUGAAUUAGAAGAGAAAAAUCCUGGAAAGAUGCUAGCCAGACCUAAAUUCAGGCUCAAGGACAUCUGAGAGACAUACAACUACCCCUUCAGUCUGAAUGACCUUGACAAGACUAAGAUCAGGAUUGGCAAAGGGGGUUAUGGGGAAGUCUUUUUGGUCAAUUGAAAGCUGAAUUUCCAAAAAUACGCUCUUAAGAAAUUGUUCAAAGAAACAAUUAUUCUCUCUGGAUUCAAGAGACUCAUAAUGAGGGAGAAGGAGAUCACAGAUGAGUUAGAUCACCCAAAUAUAGUAAGACUUGAAGGAUACUUCCAUGAUUCUGACAACUGUUACUUCCUAUUUGAACUCUGUCCAGUGGGUAAUCUCCGGACUAUGAUUACUAAUUUUGGUAAGCUCAGUGUGGAUCUCACAAGAUUUUACAUCAUGGAGAUUAUAAAUGCCUUGGUGUAUCUGAGAGACAACAAAAUAGUGCACCGGGAUAUGAAACCCCAGAAUAUAUUACUUGACGAUACACUCCACAUUAAAUUAUGCGAUUUUGGAGCUGCCAAGAAAUAUGACCCUGAGGAGGUAGCCAGCGCUAUUAGAGAAGAUAUCGAGCUCAUGGACGAUAACUCCGAUGGUGAGGAAAUCUCUGACUCAGACUCUGAUAGCGACAUGGACUAUGAAGAGCUUCAUAGGAUGAAGAUCAGCCGUGAGAUUUCCAAAGAAAGAAAUACCCAUAUAGGCACUCCGCUUUAUUUGAGCCCUGAGAUGCUCAUGAGUCAUUUGGCUUGAUUUAGCUCAGAUUUGUGGGCGCUAGGUUGAAUUCUGUUCGAGUGUCUGACUGGCAGCGCCUUGUUCAGAGGUCAGCAAAAGUGGGAAAUUGAGGAUAAGAUUAGAAAUAAUGAUUUUCCAAUAACUGAAGAUAUUGAUGGGGAUGCAAAAGACCUUAUGACAAAGCUACUCAGGAAGUGCCCCUUCAAACGUCUUGGAGCUGGUGAAGAAGGCUCUAAGUAUAGCCUCGAAGAAUUGAAGAACCAUCCAUUCUUUAAAGGAUAUAGCUUCGAGACUGUUUGUUCAGAAGUACCUCCGCUGUCUAAGGAAGAAAGGAAAAUAUACUAUGAGAAGUAUUUUAAAAAUAAUGACUACACACAUUAUGAACUCGGUGAAGAGAACAUUGAUGUUUCGUCAAUUCAUGCAGAGAUUCCUCUCAAAUCAAGCCCUUUAAAACUAAGACAUGCAAAGCUUGAGGUUGAUAGGCUCAGGCAAUACCCAACCGGACCGGUUAGAUUGAUCAAGAACUUAAGUGACAACAAUAAAUUGAUAGCCAAGAAAGACUAUAAGAUGAGGCUACUAGAUUUCAGAUCUACUAGAUAAAUAUAAUUUCGGUCUUUUAACUAUUU
Messenger RNA from Moneuplotes crassus, 1755 nucleotides. Lineage: Eukaryota; Ciliophora; Spirotrichea; Euplotida; Euplotidae. The record is from the annotation of a GenBank genome assembly.